This is a messenger RNA of Tripterygium wilfordii, 1281 nucleotides long. RefSeq names its product zinc-finger homeodomain protein 2-like. NCBI's taxonomy places the organism in Eukaryota, Viridiplantae, Streptophyta, Magnoliopsida, Celastrales, Celastraceae. The transcript has a single exon. Gene Ontology annotation, biological process: regulation of developmental process; regulation of DNA-templated transcription. Gene Ontology annotation, cellular component: nucleus. Gene Ontology annotation, molecular function: transcription cis-regulatory region binding; DNA-binding transcription factor activity. The coding region runs from base 495 to 1142 and encodes 215 amino acids. The record is from RefSeq and is a predicted model, not a curated record.
CAUCUAUCCUAAAUUCAGAGAUAUAACCAACUGAAAUGCACCAUGGUUAGUUCAUCUUUAUUGUUGUCCAAACCAAACACAGACACCACCCCCUCUCAAUCUCUCUCUCUCUCUUCCAUUAAUCGCUCGCUAUUAAACCAACUCAAUAAAGGUAAUUCACAGAAGAUAAGAGUGCAGUGACGGAUGGCCGUAAUUGCCACUUGAAUUCUGGUAAUCAUAACCAGUAAAUAAGUUAUUCUCAAAGACUUUCGAGUAUGUAUGAGUAUCAUGAAUGACAACUCUUUUUCCUCAGGCCGGAUUGAUGGCGACGUACACUCUUCUCCUCCUCUUAUAUUCUCUUCCUCUUCUCUUAACCCAAAAAAAUUAAUACUAGAGCAACUCUUCUUAUCACCGGUGUCACUGAUCCUGGUCGAGAAUCGAUUUGCCAGUGACCGGCCGGCCAUGUUGAUCGCUCCUUUAUCAAAAUUAAUUGAAGGAUAGAUUGAUAAGAGAGGAUGGAUUUUGACGAGCAAGAAGAAGAGAUAGGAAUGGCCGAGGCAACGGGUUACGACUCGUUAGGCAACUCAUCAACUCGGUCUAAAAGUGGAGCGGUUAGGUACAGAGAAUGUCUCAAGAACCACGCCGUGAAUAUCGGGGGACAAGCGGUAGACGGUUGCCGAGAGUUCAUGGCUGCAGCCGAUGAAGGUACCCUGGACGCGCUAAAAUGCGCCGCCUGUAACUGUCACCGCAAUUUCCACCGCAAGGAGAUGGAAGGGGAAUCCUCAUAUUCUCACCAGCAACAGCAUCAACUCCAAUUCCGCCGAGCGCCGGCUGGGUACCUGCACUCGACACCAGCCCCGCGGCCGCUUGUUCUACCUGCCGCUUCCGGUGGUGGAGGAAACAGUAGAGAAGAGGAUAAUGUUUCAAAUCCGAGUAGUGGCGGAGGCGGAGGAGGAGGGAGUGGAUUGAAGAGACGGUUUAGGACGAAGUUUACGGAGGAUCAGAAGAACAAGAUGCUGGAAAUUGCAGAGAGGCUGGGGUGGAGGAUUCAAAAGCACGAUGAUGAAACUGUGGAGCAGUUUUGUGCGGAGACAGGCGUGAAGCGGAAUGUAUUGAAAGUCUGGAUGCACAAUAACAAACACACCCUUGGUAAGAAACCCUAAUUUUUGGUGACUGCUUAAUGAAGAAGAAGACUAUGAGAUAAGUGCAAUUGAUUGAGAAUGUAAUCAGAGUCAGAUGGAGAAUUAUUAGUUAAUUGUGCUAUAUAUUCAACAAGCUAAGCUAGCUGGGUAGGGUUCUUAA